Truncatella angustata is the source of this 507-nucleotide messenger RNA. RefSeq lists its product as uncharacterized. NCBI's taxonomy places the organism in Eukaryota, Fungi, Ascomycota, Sordariomycetes, Amphisphaeriales, Sporocadaceae. Bases 1 to 507 code for a protein of 168 amino acids. The record is from RefSeq and is a predicted model, not a curated record. The transcript has a single exon.
AUGACAUCUUCGUCGAGUGGCACUUUCAGCAGCCACCGUAGGUCUUCUAGUCGGGAUUAUGAUACGGGCUUUCCAGAAAUGCCUAGAACGACGAAUUGGAGGCACCCGGAAGCAAACACAUCACCAGAUGCAUGCAUUUCCGCCGAGGAUGUUGAUGUGGCGAAGGCUGCCCACAGGCAUCGCAGGUCGUUCCUAUACCACAAGUAUAAGCGUACAACCAGCCACGGAUUCAUCGCCUCCGCAAUGGAACAGGAAUACCUUACUCCUAAAGAGAAGGCGGCACUUGAAGCAUCGGACAGCGCAAUAGGCUUGGAGGACAGCAAUGCACUUGUCGCAGGUGAAAAUCCCGCAAGACUUUCCAAAGACGGUACCGAAAGUAUGGAUCGCAUGGACGGAUCUCCAGCAAGUCUAGCAGACUCCCAUUUUGAGCAUGGAGAGUCACCACGCAAAAGAAGCCUGUUUAGCCGAAUACGCAGCCACAGCAUAAGACAUCAUUCGGGGGACUAA